Molecule: messenger RNA, 471 nt
Organism: Colossoma macropomum (tambaqui)
Lineage: Eukaryota; Metazoa; Chordata; Actinopteri; Characiformes; Serrasalmidae
Exons: 2
Coding region: 46-471 (141 amino acids)
Biological process (GO): epidermal cell differentiation; regulation of transcription by RNA polymerase II
Cellular component (GO): nucleus
Molecular function (GO): RNA polymerase II cis-regulatory region sequence-specific DNA binding; DNA-binding transcription factor activity, RNA polymerase II-specific
Source: RefSeq, a predicted model, not a curated record
GAUUUCCUUUGCCCCGUGUGCCAUAAGCUUUUCCCGCUGCAGCGCAUGCUGACCCGUCACCUGAAGUGCCACAGCCUCAUCAAAAGGCACCCGUGCAGGUACUGCGGAAAAGGCUUCAACGACACCUUCGACCUGAAGAGGCACAUGCGCACGCAUACAGGUAUCCGGCCGUACAGGUGUGACCUGUGUGAGAAGGCCUUCACGCAGCGCUGCUCUCUGGAGUCGCACCUGAGGAAGAUUCAUGGCGUGCAGCAGCAGUAUGCCUACCGCCAGCGGCGCUCCAAGAUCUUUGUGUGUGAAGACUGCGGCUUCACCUCCAGCCGGCCAGAUGAGUACUUCUUGCAUGUGCGCCAGCGGCACCCCGAAAGCCCUGCCCUGCGGAGGUACUACCGUAAACACUUGCAGGAGACGUCCACCCAGCCCCAGAUCUCACCCUUUAUGCUCUACCCCACUGCAGCCUUUUACAUGUGA